Messenger RNA from Penicillium daleae, 936 nucleotides. RefSeq lists its product as uncharacterized. The record is from RefSeq and is a predicted model, not a curated record. The transcript has 2 exons. NCBI's taxonomy places the organism in Eukaryota, Fungi, Ascomycota, Eurotiomycetes, Eurotiales, Aspergillaceae. Bases 1 to 936 code for a protein of 311 amino acids.
AUGUCCACCUCCACAGUCCACCGACAACCCUUCCCAACCGAACCAGGCCAACUGCCCUCGCCGCGCACCCGCAGUUCCACAACAGAAAGGCUCGAGCUCGGCCUCGAUCUCGACACACCCACGUGGACGCCCUGGGCCGAACGCCUCCGAGAGCUGUCGCAGCUAGCGGCCACAUCGCUGGGUACCGUCUACAUCGAGCCCGAUACCGAGAAGACCAUCCACGCACACUUGGACGCAGUCGAGUCGAUCUUGCGCGAUCCGCGUCCAGAGCUAACGCGCGAGAUUGGGAAUUAUCGGCGACGGAGUUUGGGGUGUAAAUGUAAACCCAGUGUGGAGGUUAAAGAGAACGCGAUCACGACGGAGGAUCUAGAAGCGGAGGUUGAAUACCAGCAGGAGAAUGGCGUUGAUCAAGCUAUUGUCUUGGCGCAGUUGACGGGUCUUUUGCGGGAGGUCACUUUGUUAAAUGGGGAAGUUGAACGACGGCGUGAAGAAGCGAGGGAGAUUCGGGAUUUAUUCGAAGAGAGAUGUCGCCGGUUAACGCGGACGGUUGCCGAGCUGGAAGAUGAAGUGGUGGAAUUACAAUCCGAUCUUGUUGAGGACGCGGUUGAUUUGGAAGGUAUACAGGGUACUGUCCAUGGACUGCAUGAUUGGAUUGACCGGAUACGCGAAGAGCAAAAAGUCGUUCGGCUGUCGAGGGAUCUUGCCUAUCAAAAGGCGCGGCGGUCGUGGAUUAGUCGGCGGGGGAAGGAGGGUUACACUAUUGAGACGGAUGGGGAAAUGAUGCUGGAGGGGUUGAGUGCUUGGAUGCGUGGGUGGAGGGAUGUGGAGGAGGGCUUUCAGGUCCGAGCGCGGGCACGACAGAUGCGACGAGAUCGGAGACAGGGACAGCUCUUGCGGUUGGGGGAGAAGGUCAAGCUUGUACGUGGAGUUUCAUAA